ACAUCAACUCCCUUUCCGUCGUGGUGGUGAUCAAUGUCUGCAACGGCCGCCGCAUUUACACCUUGCUUCGCCACCGUAUCUCACCAGAAACCGUCGUCAUCUUCCACCGUUGUUAGUUGCUUUGCAAGGCUGAGCAACAACUCAUCGUCAUCGGCAACUCCUCCUCCUCCUAGCCUCAUCCGUAAUCAGCCGGUUUUUGCCGCUCCGACUCCGAUCAUCACCCCCACUUGGAGAGAAGACAUGGGAACUGAAUCAUACGAGGAGGCAAUUACUGCACUCAAGAAGCUUCUAAGUGAGAAGGGGGAGUUGGCACCUGUGGCUGCUGCAAAAAUCGACCAGAUCACGGCCGAACUUCAAACCCCCGGCUCCAAAUCUGGAUUUGACCCUGUCGAGAGGAUCAAAACAGGUUUUGCCAAAUUCAAGACAGAGAAAUACGAAACAAAUCCAGCCUUGUAUGGGGAACUUGCCAAAGGCCAGAGCCCAAAGUUUAUGGUGUUUGCAUGCUCGGACUCCCGAGUUUGCCCGUCACAUGUGCUGGAUUUCCAACCCGGUGAGGCAUUUGUGGUCCGUAAUGUAGCCAACAUCGUCCCUCCCUUUGACCAGGAAAAGUAUGCCGGAGUAGGAGCUGCUGUUGAGUAUGCAGUUCUGCAUCUCAAGGUGGAGCAGAUAGUAGUAAUUGGGCAUAGCCGUUGUGGUGGGAUCAAGGGUCUGAUGACUUUCCCAGAUAAAGGACCUCACACCACUGAUUUCAUCGAGGACUGGGUGAAAGUCUGUCUCCCUGCAAAGUCAAAGGUGAUAGCAGAGCAUAGUAGUACAUCUGUUGAUGAUCAAUGUGUACAUUGUGAAAAGGAGGCUGUGAAUGUAUCCCUUGCACAUCUUCUGACUUACCCAUUUGUGAGAGAUGGACUGGUGAAGAAAACACUGGCACUCAAGGGUGGACACUACGAUUUUGUUAACGGAACCUUUGAGCUGUGGGGACUUGAGUUCGGCCUUUCUCCUCCUACCUCUGCUUGAUUGAGUUACACUUUGUUUGUAUAUCAUCAUUACCCUGACCCCCUCCCAACUCCUUUGUUCCACCCAAAUUUCACCUACUAUCUCUACAUGUAUUUCCCCUAAUAAAAAGUGAAUUGCGUGACUUCUUAUAUAAUAAAUCAAGUCGUUACUAUA
This is a messenger RNA of Cynara cardunculus var. scolymus (artichoke), 1167 nucleotides long. RefSeq names its product carbonic anhydrase 1-like. NCBI's taxonomy places the organism in Eukaryota, Viridiplantae, Streptophyta, Magnoliopsida, Asterales, Asteraceae. Gene Ontology annotation, molecular function: carbonate dehydratase activity; zinc ion binding. Gene Ontology annotation, biological process: carbon utilization. The transcript is spliced from 9 exons. The record is from RefSeq and is a predicted model, not a curated record. The coding region runs from base 34 to 1014 and encodes 326 amino acids.